Messenger RNA from Maudiozyma saulgeensis, 534 nucleotides. The record is from the annotation of a GenBank genome assembly. Lineage: Eukaryota; Fungi; Ascomycota; Saccharomycetes; Saccharomycetales; Saccharomycetaceae.
AUGGAUAAUAUAGUACCAAGCUUUGUAGCGCUGAUAGCAGACGAUAAUAAACCUAUUUUGGUUUACGUUCCACACAAUGAAGCUGAAGAUGUUAAUAAAGUUCUCCAGUACAACACAUUUGCCAACAUUGCUUUAGAUUACUUUGAUAGUCAAUUAUUUCAAUGGUCUACCUUAGAGAACCAUUUUGCAAUUAAAUCACUUUUUGAUGUAGAGGGAGUAUCCGUAUAUGGUAUGUUGAUUAAACCAACUGGUCUAAAGAUAAUCAUUGGGUUUGAUACAUUGAAGCUAAAAUCUGACGAAAAAAAGGUAAAUUCAGUAUUUGAAAUGGUAAAAAGAAUAUAUAUAAGAGUUAAAUGUAACCCAUUAAUGGAUGCUGCAGACUUGUCCAAUGACAAAUUGGUGGAGAACUUGGAGAGUAAGUUUGACCAGUGGUUAAGCACAUGCCACCUUCCGAAGAAGACAACAACAGUUGAAGAUGACACAAAAGGUGUAGUAAUGGAGGGUGACCAAUCUCAAACGGAAUUAGUGAAGUAG